Parus major (Great Tit) is the source of this 1282-nucleotide messenger RNA. RefSeq names its product aralkylamine N-acetyltransferase (gene AANAT). NCBI's taxonomy places the organism in Eukaryota, Metazoa, Chordata, Aves, Passeriformes, Paridae. Bases 1 to 618 code for a protein of 205 amino acids. Gene Ontology annotation, cellular component: cytoplasm. The record is from RefSeq and is a predicted model, not a curated record. Gene Ontology annotation, biological process: response to light stimulus; melatonin biosynthetic process; circadian rhythm. Gene Ontology annotation, molecular function: aralkylamine N-acetyltransferase activity. The transcript is spliced from 3 exons.
AUGUCUGCUCUCAGCACGUUGCCCUUCCUGAAGCCGGUGCACCUGCGGUCGCCCCGCAGCUCGCCCGGGGGCCAGCGCCGGCACACACUGCCCGCCAGCGAGUUCCGCUGCCUCAGCCCCGAGGAUGCUGUCAGCGUGUUCGAGAUCGAGCGUGAAGCCUUUAUAUCAGUUUCUGGGGACUGUCCCCUGCACCUGGAUGAGAUCCGCCACUUUCUGAGCCUGUGCCCGGAGCUGUCCCUCGGCUGGUUUGAGGAAGGGCGGCUGGUGGCAUUCAUCAUCGGCUCCCUCUGGGACCAGGAGAGGCUCAGCCAGGCAGCACUGACCCUGCACAAGCCACAGGGCUCAGCUGUGCACAUCCACGUGCUGGCCGUGCACCGCACCGUCCGCCAGCAGGGCAAGGGCUCCAUCCUGAUGUGGCGCUACCUGCAGCACCUGCGCUGCCUGCCCUUCGCCCGCCGCGCCCUGCUCAUGUGCGAGCACUUCCUCGUGCCCUUCUACCAGAAGUGCGGCUUCGAGGCGCUGGGGCCCUGCGAGGUGACCGUGAGGGACCUGGCCUUCGUGGAGAUGCAGCACCCCGUGCGGGGACACGCCUUCAUGCGCAGGAACAGCGGCUGCUGAGGCCCCUCUGCUCUGGCCGGCCUGGGGGGAUGAGAGGCUGCAACCUCUCUCCAUCCCCACCACCGUGAUCCAUCUUCCCUGGCUGGCCCUGGAUACAGCUCUCCCCCUGUCACAUCUGCCUUCCAGCCACAUCAGCCUGGCCCCAUCCCAUCCCUGCAGGGCUGGGCACAGAAAUUCCUGCCAGAUCCUGCUGGAAGCAUCGAUUCCCCGGGUUCUGCUUUAGCCAGGGCUGUGCUGGCAGGUCUGGGUGGGCUGCAGGGCCACGAGCCCCCCUGGGAUGGAAAGGCUUUGCCCUGGGAAUGGCUGGGGGCUCUGCUGGUUUGAGGGCACUUCCACCCACCCCAGUUUGCUGAGACACCCGGCAGAGCUCCUGCAAACACGUGCCUCAGCCUGGCACCCCUCCAACCAACACCACCACCACGAGUGGAGCACACCAUGGCCAAGCCCUCCCUGAGCAGCCCCCAGACAUCCUUCCAGACCCCUUGGAGCACAUUCCCCCUGCCCAUGGCCACCCUCAGCUGCACAUUGCAGAGCCUCCCUAGGGAAUCAGUCCAAACCAUUUGAUCCUCCCUGUCCCAGACCCACAGCUGGUCCAGGACAAGCCUUCUACAAACAACUCAGGUUGUUGGAAAGCAGCAAAUAAAGAUGUGGUGGUGAUUUUCUA